AUGGUCAGUCCACCCGUCAGCACCUUCGAUCGCCUUUGCCACCAACACGUCCCACUGGUCUCGUCUCCUGACGAGGACAUAGUCCGGCAGAUGCUACGGACGCGGCCGAGGACGCAUCCAGGUAGCCUUCUCUCGCUCCAGCAGACAAAAGGGGGUGUUCGUCAGGAUGAGGCUGUGUUCUGCGCAGGUGCAGAGAAGCAGCAAACAAUUGUUGCUGGAACCGUCGAGAUCAUGGCAACCCAGCACUCCUCUCCAGGACGCAUGGUCUGUGCCUUCGUGGGCGUUGAAGUCGCCAAGGACAAUCAACUUAUCCGCCUUCGACACAGUCGCCAGGAGAGCGUGCAGAUCCUCGUAGAAUAUGUCACUGUCGGCGUCAGGGCGGGCCAUCGGCGGAGCGCAGGAAAUGAAGAUGAUUCCGAAUUUUCCUCCCCAGGGAGGCAGGCGGAGGCUCAUUAG
This is a messenger RNA of Spirometra erinaceieuropaei, 456 nucleotides long. NCBI's taxonomy places the organism in Eukaryota, Metazoa, Platyhelminthes, Cestoda, Diphyllobothriidea, Diphyllobothriidae. The record is from the annotation of a GenBank genome assembly.